Molecule: messenger RNA, 1356 nt
Organism: Penicillium antarcticum
Lineage: Eukaryota; Fungi; Ascomycota; Eurotiomycetes; Eurotiales; Aspergillaceae
Product: putative exo-polygalacturonase
Exons: 6
Coding region: 1-1356 (451 amino acids)
Biological process (GO): carbohydrate metabolic process
Molecular function (GO): polygalacturonase activity
Source: RefSeq, a predicted model, not a curated record
AUGUGGCAGUCAAUCCCAGUUAUUCUGGCCGUUUUGGUGGCUUCAUUCGGCCCAGUGGCCGCCAAAGACCCCCAAAAGAGCUGUACAAUCAAGAGUGGCGGGAGCAAUGCGACCGAUGAUGCCCCAGAAAUUCUAAAAGCAUUCAAAAAGUGCGGCCAAAAUGGAAGGGUUGUAUUCGAGCCUACAACAUACUAUGUCCACUCGGCUAUGAACGUUUCCUGGCUUGAAAAUGUCGAUAUUGACAUUCACGGUACUCUUCUGACGGAUUUGCUGAUGAGUUAUCUCUCUGGUCAGUGGAGCACUGAUAUCUCAUACUGGCUGAACAACUCAAUGGAGGUUGGAUAUCAAAAUCAAUCAACAGCCUUGAGACUAGGUGGUAAUAAUGUCCGAAUCAACGGAUAUGGGAAGGGCACGUUUGAUGGCAAUGGUGACUAUUGGUAUCAAUGGAUCAGACAGCAACCAAACACAUCCAACUACCCAGGCCGGCCGCACGCUGUGACCUUCAGUAACCUCAAAAACUCGGCGGUUCGUGGCCUCACAUUCCUGAGGAGUCAGAUGUGGACAAUGUCAAUCAUUGAAUCUUACAACGUGUUGCUGGACAGUAUUCUCGUCAAUAAUACCGGAAACUGGGCACAGAGCUUUGACAUCAUUCGCAAAGAACGCGAACGCUCACCUGCCGCAGCUAAUACCGAUGGGGCUGAUACCAUCCGAUCUUCACACAUCACAUUCAAUAACUGGACCGUCUACAAUGGCGAUGACAGCCUAUCCAUGAAGGCUAAUAGCACUGACAUAACCAUCACAAACAGCAAGUUCUACAAUGGAUUAGGUAUUGCCAUGGGAAGCAUUGGGCAAUAUAAAGACCAAUUCGAGACAAUUGAGAGGGUGACGGCCAAAAACAUUGAAUACUACAACACUUUACAUGCCUUCUAUAUUAAGAUCUGGACGGCCGACCAGAAUGGCUACCCACCGAACGGCGGUGGUGGAGGACUCGGAUUUGCAUCCGAUAUGAAACUCACAAACCUCACCACGACAGGACUCCGUGGAGCUGCGUUCGCAAUCUCUCAGUGCACGCGAUUUUCUGGCGCGCCAGGCCAGGGCAACUGUACAAACUCAGAGUUCCAGAUCAAGAAGGUGGAGAUUCACGGUCUGUCUGGUACUAGCAAGUCAACACGGGUUGCAAGCCUGCAGUGCAGCGCUGUUGCGCCAUGUACCAACAUCACCAUCAGUGACACUGCCCUUCUCCUUAGUAAUGGGACUGCGGCGGAGGCUCAUCUGUGUGGGAACAUUGAAAAUCCAAUUGGAUUCAAUUGCACCGGUACUCCAUGUGUAGGCGGAAGUGCCACUGGGGAGUGCUAG